UCUCCUCUCGCUUGCUCUCUCUCUCUCUCUCUCUCUCCCUCUCCCAGAAAGAAGUGAACUUUCCAAACAAAAGUGGGAAAAGAACCGUUCUGACCUCCUCCGCUUUGCUAUUGGUCUCUCUCUCUCGCUCUCUCUCGCUCACUCAUCCUCUCAGCGUCUGUGUCUCUCUGCUGGGUUAAAGCUAGUGAGAGGAGAGAGGACAGUCUUUAUUUUCUGCAUGACCCCUCUCAACAGAGCGGGAAGAGAGGGAGAAGAGGAAGAAGAAGAAGGGACCAGGAAGUCCAUCUUGGUGAUGUUAGGCGUUUCUAGAGUUUUGGCAGCUGAGGUGAGGUGUCUUUGGGAUGGACUGUUCCUGCACUAGGAUUGAAUUAUUCGCUACUGAACUUUGACCUGUGAACCGGGACCUGUGACCUGGGACCACCGUGUGCAGGUGAGGAUGAGGUCCAGAAAUGGCAUGGUGCAGAGCUCGGCCAAUGGGCAGCUCGGAGUCCCUCAGCCAACCAAUGGCAUCAACGAGGAAGAGGAAGGGAACAUCCAAGGUUCUAAGAAGAGGAAGAUGAAACCUCAACAGGAGAAAGAUGGGGAGAAUGUGGUGUGUGGGACAUUGGAAAACCCCCAGAAAAACUCAGGGAAAAGCAGCCAAAAAAUGGGAUUGAUGGAUCUUUCCAAAGAGGACCUUCUCCACCUUCUGGGAGUUAUGGAGGGAGAGGUUCAGGCACGGGAGGAUGUCAUCCACAUUCUGGAGUCUGGGCAGGCCCGGCCCGAGGUUCUGGAGGCCCACUACGGAUCAGCUGUCCCGUUCAAAGCUCUGCAGGCCCUGCACCGGGACAGCCUCCUCAGCAAGUCCAAGGCCAGCAUGGACGACGUGUACCAGACGCCCAUGGCAGAGCUGGACCGGCUGGAGGAGAAGCACCGCGAGGCGUACCGCCGCAUGCUGGAGCAGCUGCUGCUGGCGGAGAAGAGUCACCGCGGCACGGUGCACGAACUCGACAGCGAGAAGCGCAAGCACGUGGAGUACAUGAACAAGAGCGACGACUUCACCGACCUGCUGGAGCAGGAGAGGGAGAGAUUAAAGAGGCUGCUGGAGCAGGAGAAAGCGUUCCAGGCUAAGAAGGACAAGGAGCACAGCAAACGGCUGGAGAAAGUGAGACAGGAGCUGGUCAAGCUCAAGUCCUUCGCCCUGAUGCUGGUGGAGGAACGGCAGCUCCACAUCGAGCAGAUCCACCAGGAGAGCCAGAAGGUCCAGGACUUCAGCCAGAAGCUGCAGGAGAAGGAGCGAGGCCUGGCGGCAGCCGGCGGCAAGGCCAAGGAGGACGAGAAGAAGAUCCUGAAGCUGGAGGUGGAGCUGGAGCAGAAGGCCACCAGGUUCACCAGGGACCAUGAGGAGAUGACCGCCAAGCUGGCCCAGCAGGAGUCCCAGGGCCGGCAGCUACGGCUGAAGCUGGCCAGCCUGACGCGCAGAAUUGAGGAGCUGGAGGAGAGCAACCAGAACCUACAGCGGUCCGAGGAGGAGCUGCAGGAGCUGAGGGACAAGAUCAGCAAUGGGGAGUGCAGCAACUCCAGCCUGAUGGCUGAGCUGGAGACUCUGCGCAAGAGAGUCUUAGAGAUGGAGGGCAAAGACGAGGAGAUCACCAAGACGGAGUCCCAGUGCAAGGAGCUGAGGAAGAAGCUGCAGAACGAGGAGAACCACAGCAAAGAGCUGAAGCUGGAGGUGGAGAAGCUUCAGAGGAGGAUGGUGGACCUGGAGAAGCUGGAGGGGGCUUUCAACAUGAGCAAAGCCGAGUGCGUGCAGCUCCACGCCAGCUUAGACAGUGAGAAGGGUCUGACGAAGGACCUUACCAGUGAGCUGGAGAUGGUUAAGAGUCGAGUGAAAGACCUUGAGUCUUCAGAGUCAAGACUCGAAAAAGUUGAGAUGAGCCUAAAGGAUGACCUGACAAAGCUGAAGUCAUUCACAGUGAUACUGGUGGAUGAAAGGAAGAACAUGGCCGAGAGGAUCAAGCAGGAGGAAAAGAAGAGUGACGACUUGAACACGAUGUUUAAGACCGAGCAGGGAAAAGUCAUGGAGGUCACUGAGAAGCUGAUUGAGGAGAGCAAGAAGCUUCUCAAACUGAAAUCAGAGAUGGAGGGCAAAGUGACCACCCUCACAAAAGAGAAAGACAAACUGAAGACUAAACUGGCAAGUGAGGAGGAAAAGUGUAGGGACCUGAGGUCAGAGGUCAGCCUGAUGAAGACGAGAAUGGAGAGACUGGAGGCGGCUGAGCGGGAAAACGCCAAGAACAAGAGAGAGCUGGGAAGGCUUUCAGAAGAGGACAGCAAGGUUCAGGAGCUGACGAAGGAAAUCGACAGGCUGAGGAGUCGCCUCCAGCAGCUGGAAGUAGUGGAAGGAGAUCUGAUGAAGACGGAGGACGAGUACGACCUGCUGGAGAAGAAGUUUAGGACCGAGCAGGAAAAGGCCAACGCCCUUUCUCUGCAGCUGGAGGAGAUGAGGAGUCAGAUUGCGCGAAACAAGGCCAUCGAAAAAGGAGAGGCGGUGAGCCAGGAGGCCGAGCUGAGGCAGAGGUGCAAGCUGGAGGAGGCCAAAACCCGCGACCUGCAGGCCGAUGUUCAGGCCCUCAAGGAAAAGAUCCACGAGCUGAUGAACAAGGAGGACCAGCUCUCCCAGCUGCAGGUGGACUACUCAGUGCUGCAGCAGAGGUUCAUCGAGGAGGAGAACAAGAAGAAAACCAUGAGCCAGGAGGUGCUGAACCUCACCAAAGAGCUGGAGGUGGCCAAGCGCUACAGCCGUGCCCUGCGGCCCAGCAUGAACGGCAGAAGGAUCGUGGACAUCCCCCUGACGUCCACCGGCGUACAGACAGACGCGGUGGCCAGCGAGAUUAUUGAAGAGGACACACCCGCUGUGUUCAUCAGGAAGUCAGUCCUGGAGGAGAAUCACAUUAUGAGCAACCUGCGGCAGAAAGGCCUAAAGAAGCCGGCGAUCCUCGACCGCUACCCUCCCGCCACCAACGAGCUGACUAUGAGGAAAUCCUGGAUCCCCUGGAUGAGGAAGAAGGAAACAGUAACCCAAAAUGGCCCAGAGAAGACGACCCUGGUGAGCGGCGACACCCCACGCUCACCCACCGAGCUGACUGUGUCGCAAAAGCAAGGGCAGCCCCUGCAUAUUCGGGUGACCCCCGACCACGAGAACAGCACCGCCACCCUGGAGAUAAGCAGCCCCCGGGCGGAGGACUUCUUCUCUAGCACCGCCAUCAUUCCCAAUCUGGGCCUGCAGAAGCCGAGGAUCACCAUCAUUCCCAAACCCACCACCGUUCCGCCAAAGAGCACGGCCGGAGAGGGCACUGCGGGACCGGAGCGGGCCAAGUCCCCCGUCACCAUCACCACCAUCUCCAGGGCCAAGUCGCCGGAAAGGAGCAGCACGUCCCUCUCCGAGAGGCCUGUGUCACCCGUCUCCAUCAUAACGGUCAACACUGCCCCGGCAUCCAGCGUGACCGGCUCACUGGAGCCUAAGGAGAUGACCAUGGGCCGGGCAGUGUUCAGGGUCACCCCGGAGAAGCAGACGGUGCCCACGCCCAGAAAAUACAACUCCAAUGCCAACAUUAUCACCACCACUGAGGAUAACAAGAUCCACAUCCACCUGGGGCCUCAGGUCAGGCGGUCCGCUGAUAGCGGCAGCAGCCCCUCUAUUAUGGUGAGGCCCAUCGCCGUGACCACGGAGAGCAAGGAGACCUCCACCGGCACUGUGCUCCGCUCCCCUCGCCAUUCCACCACACCCGGCAAGACCACACCCGGCAAGGUGACGAGCAGCAUCACCAUCACGCCCAUCACCUCCGCUCCUUCCAGACCCACUCAGUCUGUGCCCGGCCAGGACGUGCAGUCAUCUCGGACAACGCCCACACGCAUCCCUAUGUCAAAAGGUAUGAAGACCGGGAAGGCGGUCAUGGGAGCUCUGGGCAUCUCCACGGCAACGAGGCUAGAGUCGCGGGCCGAGAGCCAGUCUAUGAAAAUCGAGCUGAAGAAGUCUGCGAUCAGCAGCUCCACCCCUCUAGGGGGAGGGAAGGGCUGAGGGUGGGGGGGUUGUCACGGAAACACCCCUGCACCCAGGCAGCCAGCAGCCAACACGUCCUAACUCCACAGCCCUGCAUGAGCAAUAGAACGACAGAGGCCGUAUCUGGCAGAGGACCUUCCCAUUCUCCUCGCGGCUACCUAGAGGCAGGAAAUUGAACAGCACCAGGCAGUAGGCCCCUGACGCUACUAACUGUUUUCAAAUAUGUAAUUAUUAUCAUAUUAUACAUAAAUAUAUUUUCAAAAGAGCUCUUUAUAUAUGUAUGAAUGCAGUUUUUAUGGCUUUGUGUUCAUUUUUCAGCAUGCUUCUGUUUGAGUGAAAGCCGUUGUUUGAAUUUUCAGCUGAGCCACAUGGUUACUGCCCCCUUGUUUGUGUUAGUCAUGGUCUCACACUGGGGUUUUUUUUCCUCUUUCCCGCAUCACACUACACAUGAUUCAGUACACUGAGGACGUCAGUAUUUCAGAUGGAGGUUUCCAGAACAAUGGAAUCAGUUUGGAGGCAACAGAGUCUGGAGGGCAAGAGCUGCAAAGGGUCCACUGCAUUUAGUUAGUGCUGGCGUGCCGGACAGAUUAGUUCCCAUCCACCUCACAGAACUGCAUUGCCAUUAUGUGCAUUUGGCAACCGCCAAUCUGGUACAGGUCGAGCCAGUAUACGUGUUACACAGAAUGGACUGCUCAAUCCCCAGUACUGACACAAAGAAGCACUUUGACACUCCAAGUAUUACAAAAGUGUAAUUCUGUACACCUCAUGGUACUGAAUCAGCAA
Megalops cyprinoides (Indo-Pacific tarpon) is the source of this 4825-nucleotide messenger RNA. RefSeq names its product filamin-A-interacting protein 1-like. Bases 437 to 4060 code for a protein of 1207 amino acids. Lineage: Eukaryota; Metazoa; Chordata; Actinopteri; Elopiformes; Megalopidae. The transcript is spliced from 6 exons. The record is from RefSeq and is a predicted model, not a curated record.